AUGUGUGUAUUACAGAAGCUGGUAAACGCUAAAUAUAAUCUAUUAUGGCAGGAAAGUUGGCCAUUGUGGGAAAUAAUUUUAGAUUUUUUAUCCAGCAAUAAUUCACCAAAACUAGUCAAGAUGUUAGAGAAAGGAAGUACAAGACAGAGAGAAAUCAGUAUACCAAUUAAAGACUUCUACAUCCAAUGGAUUGGACUAACAUCUGGAAUACAAGAGGUUAGACAGCUAUAUCAUAGAUUACAGCAACUGAAACCAUUAUCAUUACAAUUUUAUAAAACAUACCUUGAUUUAGAAGAAACACAGAGUAUUAAGAAGGUUAAGUUUAUCAGACAAGGUUAUGAAGAUGCUGUCAAUGAAUAUGGAGGUUUAAAUCCUGAUUUAUGGCUGGACUAUAUCAGGUUUGAAAGUACCCAUGGUAAACCAGAAAAUGCUGGGGUCUUAUAUUACAGAGCUAUUAAAAACCUCACAGGAGAUCAAAAUACUGAUUUUAUUUCAAAACAUACUCUUAUACAAACAGGGCAUUUACAUACAGAAUCGUGAUGUUUAUCUAACAGAGAGAAUUUUACUAACAGAGAAUUAUACUAGAAUUGCUACUUGUAAGCAUGAAAUGUACUUUUAGAUUAAACACUACAUCCAUC
Molecule: messenger RNA, 638 nt
Organism: Lottia gigantea (owl limpet)
Lineage: Eukaryota; Metazoa; Mollusca; Gastropoda; Lottiidae
Exons: 6
Coding region: 1-540 (179 amino acids)
Biological process (GO): maturation of SSU-rRNA from tricistronic rRNA transcript (SSU-rRNA, 5.8S rRNA, LSU-rRNA)
Cellular component (GO): Pwp2p-containing subcomplex of 90S preribosome; small-subunit processome
Molecular function (GO): protein binding; snoRNA binding
Source: RefSeq, a predicted model, not a curated record